This is a messenger RNA of Daphnia magna, 2598 nucleotides long. RefSeq lists its product as uncharacterized. The record is from RefSeq and is a predicted model, not a curated record. Gene Ontology annotation, cellular component: membrane. NCBI's taxonomy places the organism in Eukaryota, Metazoa, Arthropoda, Branchiopoda, Diplostraca, Daphniidae. The transcript has a single exon. The coding region runs from base 66 to 2336 and encodes 756 amino acids.
GUAUUCAAAACUUUCUAGAUGUCGGUUUGUUUGUUUUUAUUCUCAAACAGAGUGUCACGUCUUCAAUGUUGGCAGUAAUUAUUCUGUGUCUCGGGCUAAUAGCCCCAUCCUCACCAGAAAUUAACUUCAAAUCAGAGCAAGUUCUAACUGUAUGCGAUGCUUUUAACGUUUGGCACACGCAGAAAGGAGACCCAAUUCCGGAAUGUCCACAACUCCCUUCGGCGGCAGAUUUUUUCGAGAAUUUGAGGGAAAAAUUGUACGAGAAACAAUGUGAAACCAACGCUACCGUCUCUCAAUCUGAAAUAAGUUUACUCGAACAUGGCAUUUUGAUCGUCAAGCAAUUCGUGGAUAGUAUCAAAGACGGUUUGGAGGAAUUAGGAAUGGCAUUGAUUUAUGCAGCAGAGGAUGUUAGUGGUUUGGAAUCUGCGAGAAAACGAUGGAAUCAUCGAGUGUAUUCGAUCUUAGCAGGAUCGUGUUUUUUGUUAUUUUAUUUGCAUUGCCGGAAGAUGAGUGCAUUACUUUUCAAUGCCAUUCUGGCAUUGAUCACGUCCGGUGUUUUCUAUUUUGUUAAUUUAUACUAUCACAGCUGGUUCACUAUUUGGCUUUUAAUUGUGGUAGCUAUUUUUGUUGGCAGCCCUUUGUACGUUCGGACAUGGUUACCAGGUCUUGGUGCUAUGACUUUCAUCCAUUUAGCUAUCCCACUUCUAAAUUUAGUUCUGCGAUUGAUUAUAGAAACUCAGCUUUUUUUGGGACCGAUGCUCACUUUAAUCAUCAAUAGUUUUUCUAUCCUUAUCCACGUUUUCUGUUUGAUUGGCCUCUAUAUUGAUGAGAAAUUAAUGGUCGUCAAAGUUAUACUGCUCCCAUUUUACCAAACAUUUCUCAGUCUCUUUGAUUUUAACGGGCGACACUCUGAGCUCAUUAAUUCCAUUAGACUUUCAGUAGAUGACAUGACGACAGGCUUUUUCUCGUCAACGGAUUUUAAAGGGAAAAGUAUUGAGCAGCUGGAUGAGAUGUUAGCUAGCCGAUUGCGACAAUUAUGUGUGAACGUGACCACUUCUUGGUAUUCGACUUGCCCAGUUUUUUUUGCUCGUUCGUGCACUGCUUACAUCGACCAGACAGAAUUAGCCAAGUUAGAUCAAGGCUUUGAUAUAGCUGGCCAAUGGUUAACUAGUUUAAUUCUUCCAUCCUCCAAAAGCACAGGAUCAGUUCAACGAACUCUAUCCAAACAACUUUGCCAGCAGAUCUCUCAUUCCGCUUGUCGAGCUAUUGACAUAGCCGCCUAUUGUUCACCGGAUGAUACUUUCUACGGUCAAGCUUACCAUACUUUCUUAACAGCAGUGGAAAAGCUUAAAGCGUCAAUGGUUAUCGAGCCUUGGCUUCAUUUUAACUUCACGCUUUUUGAUUCUGGAAUGACAGCUCAUGUUUCGUUCGAUACUGUUUGGAUCUUCUUUGUGCGCAGGAUUGCCAGCCUUUGCUUGGUCGCUUUUUUUCUAUUCGUACUCUUCCGCGCUCUCAUUCAAUCCAUUUUUUUCUUGCGUCGGUACAGGACAGACUUCCUCUUUUGCAGUGAAGCAACCGGUUUGUCAUGGCAAUCUGUAUCCAACACUAAAUUGAUGGUGAAAGUGUUGCUUUUCUUUCUGAGUGAAAAAGCAAUGAAAUGGAUGCACGAGCAACUCCAAGAAAUCCAGUUUAUCGAGCCUGAAAGAGGUGAAGCUCGAUUGGCCUUUAAUGUCCAAGGCAAUGGAACGAUUGCCAACGUUAUGCGCUCCCUUUUUGGUGGGUUUAGUCUGCAAAGUAAAUAUUGUACCAAAGCUGAUAGUUCGGUUUGCAUCACUCCUUUCUUUCCGGUAGGUUGGUCCACUUGGAUUUUUCUUUUCAUUCUUGCCGGAUUCUAUGUUCUUAUUGGGAUGUACGCAAAGAAAACAGACUCUCUAAUGUGUCGUAUCUGUGGUCGUUUAAUCGAACAUGUACGACGUGAGAGGAAGCGAGUACAGCAGGAGAAUUCAAGAAGGGAACGGAUAAGAAAACGGUUGGUUGUACAGACCCUAGCUGAGGAAGCACUUUCCAGGUGUGAGCCGGAAGAUAGUCAAGUAGUACUCCGUUUCUAUCACCCUCCGCGUCGUUGGUAUCACAAUCGAUUCACACCAAAUAUAGUCCAGUCCAUAAUUGCUUAUUUCAAGUUUGGAGCCGAGAACAUUGGAUGUCAAAUUUGCCUUAACGAAACAGCAACGACUCGCUUUAAAUGUAGAACUCUUCUUUUUUGCAACGGUUGCAGUAUUUACCUGAAACGAUGCCCUUGUGGCUGUCGAAGUUUUCAAAAAUCUCAAUUUCGUUAGAAAAUAUUUAUUUAAAAAAUUUAAACUUCUGAGUAAGCUAUAAGAAUAAAAACUUGCAGGAUCGGAUACUUCAGAUAGCUUUUUCAAGCCACUUUUGAUGUUCCUCGAUUUUAAUAAAUUUAUGUAUCGAAGUACUCGUGUAAAAGCAUGAAGCAUUGAAAUAUCUUAUUAUUUACUUCAAAUUUUGUCUGAUUUUAUUUAUUUUUUGUUGCGAAUCGAAAACCAAAGCAGGUAGGGCUUUUUGAAUUUGUACUCGUUUUUA